Messenger RNA from Scophthalmus maximus (turbot), 4077 nucleotides. It is a transcript of the gene stbd1, whose product is annotated as starch binding domain 1. Bases 150 to 3416 code for a protein of 1088 amino acids. NCBI's taxonomy places the organism in Eukaryota, Metazoa, Chordata, Actinopteri, Pleuronectiformes, Scophthalmidae. The record is from RefSeq and is a predicted model, not a curated record. The transcript has 3 exons. Gene Ontology annotation, molecular function: starch binding. Gene Ontology annotation, cellular component: membrane.
ACAAGAGGUCACUCGGGGAAGCGUGGAGGAGAGAGAGAGGAGUCGUCGGCUGCGCUCUGCAUCCCGGGCCUUGGUGCGCACUUACACACACACACACACACACACACACACACGAUACAAUCACUGAGGGGCUUCUCUGCUCCGCGACGAUGCCGCUGAAGAACGGCAACGGCGUGGGUCUGGAGAGGCGCAUGGACCUGGCGUCGCUCUUCUGCAUGAUCGGCCGCCACGGUCCCGCCGUGGCGCUGGCCGUCGUCGCGGUGAUGUCCGUGCUGGCGGGCCUCAUCAUCUACCGGAGCGUGCGGGGCAAGCGGAGGAGGAAGGCCACGGACGACGCGGCCGCCGCCGCCGCCGCCGCCGCCGGGGACAGCGAGAGCCCCGGAGAGGAGAGAGACGCAGACGCGUGCGUGGCGAGCCGGCCGGGAGCGGAGCGGCCGAGCGCGGGGGGAUUGCGCAGCUCCCCCGCGGAGUCAACAGAUGUGAGUUAUGGAGGUGCGUCAGAUGUCCGGGACGAUGACGAUCUAUUUCGACGCAAUGUAAAAAUCCGGCAUCGCCGCGCUGCUGCUGAGAAGAAACCUCCUCGUCAUUCUUCUCCUCCUAAGAGCGACGUCCAAAUGCCGGACAGCGAGCGCAUCGCUUCGGACGGCAAAGGCGCUGCGGCAGUUGUGCAGGACUCUUACAAGGGAUCUGAGAGAGACGACGCUGACGGGGAUUCGAUGGAUACAGAGGUGCGCGGUAACGACGGCUGCUCGAAGGAGCCUGGGUUCAUCGACGACGAGGGCUACGAGGACGAGGACGAGGCAUUUAAAGCUGACGACCAGGAAGAUGUGGCCACAGACGAGGAUGUUUCAGAUCAGCAGACCGGACAAGAAGAGGAACAUUUUCCGCGUGCUUCAAACAAUCGAGUGUGCUUCGACCAGACCCCUCGUAUGAGUGACAAUGUCGUUGGUGACGGACGACAGGAUAACGACGCCACACCAGGGACAAACAAAAUGGAGUCCGCCGCGGAAGAGCCUGUCAACCAUAUCGAAAGUGUACCCGUCAGUUGUGUCCGUUAUGCCGAAGAUGAGGACUUUGAGGAAGAGAGUUCCCGUCUGGAUUGUAUUGACGACAGAGAUCGUUUUAGCGAUCACUUCUCUCCAGAAGAAGAGAUGAAGAACGAGGGUAAGGGUGCCGAAGAGGAGUGUGUAGUCCAACAGCUGGUUCCGCAACGCGAUGAGACCCGUCCUUCGAAUUCUGAACAAGAACCAAACUUGGACCAGUGUGAUUACGUGACAGACCGGGCGACGCCACCGAUUCGGGGUAGCGCUUUGGAUGACAACGGCGGUCUAGCCGAAGAACGUAUAGAUGAGGACCGUGCUCUUAAGGCCGAUGAAGUUGACAGCCGCCCACCACAGUGUGACGAGCAACAACUCCAGAUGGAACAAGCCGACGUGAAUGGUCUGGCGCGCGAUCGAGAGGACGCUGUGCUCCCCGCCGUGGCCGAUCGAGAGAAAGUGCCCACUCGCGAUGGCUACGUCGCCUGUGGUGACCGACGCGACGUUUCCAGCGCGGUGCUCAGCCCGACUCUCGAGUCGGUCGAGAAUCACGAGGGCGAUCUGUCCGGUAUCCACGCCGAUACGACGGCCCACAUCUCAGACAUUGUGGAUUUCCCCGACUUGUCGUUGGAUUGUCGACGACCACAAGGUGAACAGAGGGUAGAAGAAUUUGAUGGAGACACCGAUCUUGCUGACCUGCCGUCUGUCAGGAGAGAACAUCAGUACGAAAGGAGUGAAGUUGACGCAACUGCUGCGUUGGCUGAAGAAAGCGUUGACCCUCAUUUGCCGCCUCGCUGCGAAGACCAACAAGUGGUUAAUCGCGAAGCUGUUGACGAAACCAGCGUCGCCGCUGCUCCACGUGAGGCUGAGGACGUUAACCCCCCCAUGAUGGCUGAAAAAAGAACUCAUCCCCAUGGGUUGUCUUGGGCCAAAGACCAACAGAGGAUGCAAACAACAGAUAACGAAGCCUCGGACGAAUGUAUUAAUGGUGCCGGUCCUGAUACGACUGAAACUAUGAGUGCUUCUGCAAUAAGUGAAGAAGAGUCUUGUCCUCACUUACCAUCCAUCCGCCAAGACCAAAAUAAGUGCAAUGCCACGCCUGUAACGCCUGAGGAAAUAUCUCACCCUUUCUCCCAAGACCCACAAAGUGACCAAAUGCAGAACAAUGGAGAUUUUUCCGAAUUCCCCGUCGGCGGUUCUCCUUCCGUCGCUCAGUACCUCAACCCUCCCGCGUGGCCAAUUCACUUGCCGUCUUUCGAGCGAAGCGAGCCGAGGGAUAACGUCGGGGACACCGCGCCGUCUCCUGGUGUCGGGAGAGAGAGCGGGAUUUCGAGCAUGGCCGUCAGUCCUGAUUUGCCACGCGCUGGCAGCGAGUUUGGCGAGAACGUCGCAGACGCGAUGCAGGAUUGGGAUCCUCACUGGGAAGAAAGGGCCGAGGCUCAAAAUGGCCUCUUUGCCGAUGAUGUGGCCGCACCUGUCAUUCAUGAAAACACAGCAGGUUGGCUGUUUGGGCCUUACCCACCGCGUCCGUGCCAGCAACCCCACGGCGAGCACACAGGCGGCGCCAAGUGUGACUCGUUCGCAGCCAACGAGGACGCGUUUGGCCACGAGAUCGAGGACGGCUACCACAGAGCCCUGGAGCGGCUUAUGGCGCAGAUCUCAGCGAAUGCGACGGGCUCAACCGACGAGCCGAACGACCGCGCGGACGUGACGGCUGCUGUUGAGGUCGUGGAGGUCGCGGGGGUGAGAAUCGCAAAGAAAACGGCAACGGAAGCAGGGAAGGAGAAAGAGGAGGACUACGAAAGGACUGAAAUCAGCAUCAUGGAAGCGACCAUGGACAAUAACGAAUGGAUCACGGAUAACUACCAAGUCCUUCCCUGGAUGAACCUCUCUGUCCCAUCUGUGUCCCAAGACCUCGCGCAAACCGACCAGCUUCCCACCGGAGGUUGCCAGCACAGCUCCGCUCUCGCAGAUGCAGAUGCCGCACCUCCCACCGAAGUCGAGCAAACGGGCGCUCUCCCCGUCGUCGAGGGAAACGCCGAGAACAACAACAAGAAGGUCGUGGCCGUCCAGCCCAUGCCCCAGAGCGUCAACGUGACCUUCCGCAUCCACUAUCUCACCCGCUCGCCGUACCAGACGGUGGCCGUCACGGGAAACCAGCGGGAGCUGGGCAACUGGAGGGAUUUCGUCCCGCUGGAGAGGGCCAAGGACGGGCACUGGGCCGCGGCGGUCAGCCUGCCCGCGGAGAGCCACGUGGAGUGGAAGUUCGUGCUGGCGGAAAAGGGCGAGGUGUGUCGCUGGGAGGAGUGCGGAAACCGCCUCCUCGAUACGGGCUGCGGAGACGACCUGACCGUGCACAAGUGGUGGGGAUUACUGUAGGAGAAAAAAUGUAUUGGUAAAUCCCAUCACCAGAUGCAAAUGAUGUCUUCAGGUCUAUGUUCAAGCUGGACGAAAUUUGAUUGUUGGGGGGGUCUUUUGUAUUACAACAGAAAAUUGACCAACAACAAUUUUGCGAAUAUUACAAAAAUGUAUAGUUUUCAGCCCCUGAAAUGUGAACAUUUUCGCAUUUCUCUAUUUUAUAUUACUGAGGGUUGGUUGCAUGAAACAAGCGAUCCAAAGAUGUCGGCUCCUUGGGACAAAUCCACGAAAUAAUCCGUUACGAAAUCAACGUUUGCUGUUUGAGCAUGCACAUGGCUAGUUUCACACUGAUAAAACUUUAUCUUCAGCCACAUUUAGCCCAGUUUAAACCAAGAUGCCAGAUGUUUUUUGACAAAUUGCAAAUUUCCAUAACUACGGAUAUAAAUCAUUAAUCGAAUGCCCUCCAACAGCCAGUGAUCUUUGAGAGAACUUUAAAUAUUGCAUAUUAUGUGACAGACGCAUUACAUACAAGGCAUCCUCUUUUUCCUCUGGCAAAAUUUUUGAUUACGCCAGCUGUCAAUUUUUUUUAUGAAUGGAAACUAUAUUUAAAAAAAGUUAUACUGUCCAUAUGCUGCUUGAAUAGCCCCCAACAAUCUAUUAUAAUAAAAUUGCACAUAUUUCA